Thalassophryne amazonica is the source of this 3645-nucleotide messenger RNA. RefSeq names its product transmembrane protein 132D. The record is from RefSeq and is a predicted model, not a curated record. Lineage: Eukaryota; Metazoa; Chordata; Actinopteri; Batrachoidiformes; Batrachoididae. The transcript is spliced from 10 exons. The coding region runs from base 38 to 3613 and encodes 1191 amino acids.
UCCAGAACUGAUUGGCAGAAACUGCAGCUUUACAGAAAUGGUGCUGAACUUUCUCCUGCGAUUCUUGUUGCCAGUUGUGGCUGCUCUCACAUCUCUUACCACAGGUGUUGAAAGCCAGAUGAUUGGUGAAGACAUCUGGACAUCGUUCAUGCCAUACCCAGUUUAUCCCACAGUCAACUUUCAAGUCCUCAACCUGCGCCAUGUGUUUGUGAGGCAGAAAAAUCUAGAACCAGCAGGGAACUCCAGUGUGAAGGCUCAGACCUUUCUUGUCACUGGUCCAGGAUUUGGGCCCCUCCAGCCUGCUGUCAGUGCUUCAUUUGGUCCCCUGGCUCUAGAUGCUCCCAUUCCUCCAGAUAUGCUCCUCAGUGGCCACAGGAUUCUUCCAACAAUUUUGGCUCGCCAAGUUCGUUCAUCGUCCCCAACAAUCAAAAUCCUUUUCUACAUGCCCACAGAAACGAAUGAGAUUGUGCUACAAGGAGGAACACGGCCUGGAAAACGUGAUGGGGUAAAAAUGCUUGACGCCAAGGACAGGGCUCACUGUGUGACCGCUUAUGCCUUCUGGGAGACGCAGGAAGUUCGUGGCGCAUGCUUGGUGUCUCCAGGUGGGUUCUGUGUUGCCCAGCUGAAGCCUGAACCAGCCUGGUUCAGCCCAGCCAGCCGAUCAAGCAGCGCCAGCAGGGAGGGGGAUAGAACUGAAGGAUUGAAAGAUCUGAAGGGAAACCUUGUGGAGGUGUACUUCCAGAGUCGGAGAGAUCAGACUGGCCAGUGUACUCCCCAGGAUAGCCUGCAACGUGUGGGCGUGGGACGAGGAGGAGCUUCCAGGAGCUCAGGGACACCAAUGAGGCGGAUAGGGAGCGUAAAUCUGUAUAAAACUCCACCAGGCAACCCCACUUUCUUUAGACUAAGACUGGGAGGAAUUGUGGUGAUCCAGACCUCUUCUAAGCCCCUGAAGACCACAGACACAGCAACUUUCUACAUCUUCAUGUCCAGCACAUCUACACUGACAAAUUUCACCCUCAGGGCGACGGUAAAACCAGGCCUGUCAUUCAGAGCAGCGCGACCCAGCAAUCCAACGCAGUGGGACGUGGCGGCGGACCCCGGACGAGGAGGAGCCUCAAACACCAUCUCUGUGGCCUGCCAGAGGAAAGCUGCUGUGACUGCAAAGAGGGGCCUCCUAGAGGUCUUUCAGCUGGACUUUGUGCCAAACAAUGUUUCACAACAGAUUGAGAGUCAUGUCAUUUCCUGGCGUCUGGAGUCACUUGGAAACAUCAAGGAUGUGGGUGCGAUGCAGAUCUACAGCACACCAAAGGACUACGUGGGCCUGGCGCCAGUGGUCAUGAACACUGACAUCUUGAAUACUGCAGUUCUGACGGGUAAAAUGGUGUCUGUGCCUGUGACGACUCUGGCUGUGGAGGUCGAUGGCUCGGUCACUGACGUCACUAACUACACCAGCUGCACGUCCACAGACCAGGAUGUUGUCAAGGUUUCGGAACGAUGUGACUGCGUGUAUGUCGACGGGAAGGAGUCAAAAGGAAAAAGCAGAGUGUUUCUCAACUUCACUUACAGUUUCUUGAGCGCACAGUUGGAGAUGAGUGUGUGGAUGCCCCAACUGCCCUUACUCAUAGAUUUGGCCGACCCCGAGCUGAGCCAGAUAAAGGGCUGGAGGGUUCCAAUUACAACAAGCAACAGGAGAUCCACAUGGGACAGUGAAGAGGAUGAGGACAUGAGGAAGGGCAGAGGCUGCAUGUUGCAGUACCAGCACUCUACCAUCAAGGUCCUCACUCCCUUUACUGCCCCGGCCGACUCUGAGGUGAUGCCAGAUCCUCUAACUGGGGUGGUGCCUGUUGAGUAUUUCCUUGGCCCUGAUUGGCAGGUGGAUGUUACUGAUCUUGUUCGAUAUUCUCUGAAAGUGGUUGACCCUGAAGUGGCCAGAGUGCAGGAUGGUGUGUUGCUGCAGGGAAGAUCUGUGGGCACUACCACUGUGCAGGUGCUGUCCCCUUUGACGUCUUUGGUCCUGGCUGAGAGGAGCAUCAAGGUGUUAGAUGAUAAAGUGAGCGUGACUGAGCUGGGGGUGCAGUUUGUAUCUGGACUCUCUCUGUCCCUGAAUCUCAGCCCAGAGAGCAACCGAGCCAUCAUCGCCACCGCAACCACACAGGAAGUCAUCACACAUCUCAAACAGGAAGCAGCGGUCAGCUGCUGGGUUCAGUUCAGUGACGGCGCACUCUCGCCUCUGACGUUGUUUGACUGCAGUAUCUACUCUUUGACAGUUUCCACUCCAGACGAGGCGUUGGCCACGGUGCGUCGCACACCACAGUCCACCUUUCUAGUAGCACAGGGUGAAAAUGAAAGCCAGGGGGCACUAGUACGAGUGGAGCUGAGGAUCUGUGAAGAAUGCCAGAAGUCUAAGAGGAAGAGCAAAUUGGCAGUAGGUGCAGGGCUCCUCAGGAUCCGCUUCCAAAAUAACAGCUCAAUUACUAAUGGUUCUGUCACUGACAGAAAUAAAGAUAAUGAUGGUGAUACAUCAGAACUGGCUGGAGUGCCUAAAACAACAGUGACAUCACAACAUGCUGUGACAAAUGGGAAGAAAAUGUUGUUUGGAACUAAAACACCUGACCAACAAGAGCUGACCAUGCUGAGAGAAAGUUCCACCUCAUCCACACUUUCAACCAGCUCCAUUCAGUCAGAUGUGUGGACUGGAACUACAGUUAGACCCGCGAUAAUGACAACAUAUUCCAUCACAGUCAGGACUGAUGCUGUCCCCAGUACACCAACCAGCCGUGGAAAAUCUCUUAUAGGUACAACAGCAGGUGUAGUCAGUCAACAAAAUAAGCAGAAGAAAAGCUAUGGAACCAUGCUUAACAAACCAGUUGCAACCAUUAAGAAAGAAAUCCCAAAGAAGGAGCCUCCUAAACCUAAAUCUCCCAAGGUAAUUGACAGCAACCUUGUUCGGACAUUCCGUUCCAUGUCUGAUAUGGAGAUCGGUAUGUAUACUUUGGUGGGGGUUUCGAGCGUUGCUAUCCUGGCGUUCUUGCUCAAUUGUGCAUCAUAUAAUCUCUGCUUCCGUAAUAACAAAACCCCAGUACAGGCAGCCCCCCCACCCAGCGGAGACCCAAAAGAACAUAAGCAUGACUGGGUGUGGCUGGGGAGCAACAAUGGAAGCACCCCAGCUCAUGGUGCCCCAGCCCAAGUUUCCACAUUAAAACGGGAGGCUCAUCGCUCUUUGGAUUCCCAUCGGUCACUCAACUCUAUAGGUAGCCACAGCCAUGAAAGCACCCCUGCCAUCCCCGAAAGAACAGCCACCCUGGGCCGCAGCAGGACCAGCUCCCAGCACCAGAUAAAGGCAAUAAAUGCCCUGGCAUGUCGAUCCGCCACUUUGCUGGUCAGACCGCACCGCAGCGAGCCGCUGCAUUCACCCACCAGCAAGAGAAACCAGGUCCAGUUCACAACUUUCACCACCCUGGACAUCAAGCACUUGGCUGCCCUGAAGAAAAAUGGUGUGGACUAUAACUGGGCUGACCAACAGAAGCAGCAAGACCAAACCCCUACUGAGGGCCAAACACCUUUACCUGACAUGCCAUGGCCUGUUGUUAAACCCGUAGGAGAGUCCCAGUGAGUUUGCACGAUGUGUGUGUAUGUUUGUAUGCA